ACACCACCAUCACUCCCUCAUUCUCCCCACAUCACACUUGAGUGCUCCUCCUCACUCUCCUCCACAACCAUGGCCACCUCCAACAUCCUCCCUAAUUACCUCCUCCUCCUCUUCUUCUUGUUGUUCUACUUCUCCGCUUCGACCGCCAUUGACAUUCAGAUCCACCACUCCACCCCUCCUUCAUCCGCCGACUCGCCGCUGAGUUCAAUCCUUCAGCUGGCGCGCUCCGCCGACCCGGCGCGCCUCUCCCUCCUCUUCUCCCAGAAGAAGACCUCGGGCGGUACCUCCGUCCCCAUCGCCUCCGGGCAGAACCUCCUCCAAACCCCCUCCUACGUCUUGCGCGCCUCUCUCGGCUCCCCUCCGCAGGCCCUCCUCCUCUCCCUCGACACCGGCUCAGACUCUGCCUGGCUCCCCUGCUCUCCUUGCUCCUCCUGCACCCCCGCCGCCCCUCCCUUUUCCCCCUCCAACUCCUCCUCCUUCUCCCCGCUCCCCUGCUCCUCCCCCUUGUGCCCCCUCCUCAAUGCGGCCUCCCAACCACCUUGCUACGCACCCUCCUCGUCGCCGUGCUCCUACUCCCAGUCCUACGCCGAUUCCUCCUUCACCGCCGCCCUCUCCCGCGACUCCCUCCGCCUCGCCCUCGACGUCAUCCCCAACUACGUCUUCGGCUGCGUCACCUCCGUCGCGGGGCCCACCAUCCCCAAACAGGGCCUCCUCGGGCUGGGCCGCGGGCCCCUGUCCCUCCUUUCCCAGACCGGCGACCUGUACAAGGGCGUCUUCUCCUACUGCCUCCCCAGCUACAAGUCCUACUACUUCUCCGGGUCCCUCCGGCUCGGCCCGGCCGGCCAGCCCCACUACGCCCGGUUCACUCCACUGCUGAAGAACCCGCACCGGCCCUCGCUGUACUACGUGAACAUGACCGGGAUCAGCGUGGGCCGGGUCAAGGUCGUCGUCCCGGGCCAGCCCGGUGCCUUCGGGUUCGACCCCGCGACCGGGGCCGGCACCGUGGUCGACUCGGGCACGGUCGUGUCGCGGUUCACCGCCCCUAUCUACGCGGCGCUGCGCGAGGAGUUCCGGCGCCAGGUCAACGCGUCGGGGGCCGGGGGUUUCUCCUCGCUCGGGGUGUUCGACACGUGCUUCAGCACCGACGAGGUGGGGGCCACCCCGCCGAUCACGCUCCACAUGGACGGCGGCGUGGACCUGACGCUGCCCGUGGAGAGCACGCUGAUCCACAGCAGCGCCACCCCGCUCGCCUGCCUCGCCAUGGCCGAGGCCCCGCCCAACGUCAACGCCGUCGUCAACGUCCUCGCCAACCUGCAGCAGCAGAACCUGCGCGUCGUGCUCGACGUCGCCAACUCCAGGGUCGGGUUCGCCCGCGAAUUAUGCAACUGAUCCGGCCCGCUUUCCUUUGUUCGGGUUUCGGAUCCGUAUCGGGUGACCGUAAUAAUUGGUGUGGGAGUCACGGGGUGCACGUCGUAAGGACGUUUGUCCGUACGUAGGGGGGGUGUUUUUGUUUUGUAUCUGCAGGGCGCCUAGGCUCUGAGUGUCAUUUUUUUGUUUUUCUGGUUUGUUUGCAUGUGGGUCCCUUUUUUCUUUUUUUUUUUUUUCUUCCUUUUUUUUUUGGGGGUUCGGACGUUGUGCGUAAGCUGGUGUAAUACUGUAAUCUCGAGCUUGUGGCUAUCAUAAUUCUAUCUUAAUUUAAACAGAAUCCCAAAAAGAAAAUGAGGAGC
Molecule: messenger RNA, 1727 nt
Organism: Ananas comosus (pineapple)
Lineage: Eukaryota; Viridiplantae; Streptophyta; Magnoliopsida; Poales; Bromeliaceae
Product: aspartyl protease 25-like
Exons: 1
Coding region: 70-1389 (439 amino acids)
Biological process (GO): proteolysis
Molecular function (GO): aspartic-type endopeptidase activity
Source: RefSeq, a predicted model, not a curated record